Molecule: messenger RNA, 1374 nt
Organism: Colias croceus (clouded yellow)
Lineage: Eukaryota; Metazoa; Arthropoda; Insecta; Lepidoptera; Pieridae
Exons: 9
Coding region: 53-1300 (415 amino acids)
Molecular function (GO): calmodulin binding
Source: RefSeq, a predicted model, not a curated record
CAUAAUUUUCACAAAGUUUUUCUCAACACUACAGAAAUUAUCUAAAUUGAAAAUGAACGAGUUAUUACAGAAACACGGCUGUUCAAAUGUUUUUAGUGUUCCCGAAGGAUUGAAGGAACUCAUGUCGGAUAUCUCACGAGAAGUAUUACGAGAACAACCAUCCAGAAUGUUCGACUUCAUCGCAAACUAUCUAUCCGUUCUUCUAAUUACGCGGGAACACGGCGUGAUGGCUGUCAAAAUUCUUGAUGAUCUGUGCGACUGUCGACCGUCGGUGUCAGAACAUCUGUUACAAUUGGGGUUGCCAGAUACACAAGCGAAGGAAUUAGCACAGAUAAUAAAAGAAGAAAUUGAGGAAUUUGAACCUGUGGAGGGAAAAGAGAAAAUAAAAGAGAUGCAAAUUAUGAAAAAAAUAUUAACAAGAUCCGCUUUGGACGAAGCGAAGGCCUCUCAAGUGUGCCAAGUCGCUAGAAAUGCGUAUCGAGAUUAUUGGUAUCGAAAGAAGACAUUAGAAAAGUCUUUGAAAAAUCGACCCGAGGAGCCGUGGGAGAUAGCAGCAGAACGUACUUUGGAAAUCUAUAAACGAACAAAACCCUCAUUUACAGAAAUGAACAGAGCUGCACAGAAGAUACAGGCGGCGUAUAGAGGCUAUCAUUUGCGAAGAAAUCUUCUCAGCCACUUGAAGCGUAAGCCAAAAAAAGCUGGACCUAAAGUGGACCUGCCAGGACCUCCGCAAGAUAUCUCUGGUUCUAGAAAUAUUGAAUUGGGACCUGUAAUUAAAAUUAAAGUGCCCAAAGACGACGUUCACGCUAUGUUCGGAGAGCACGCUACAAAGAAGCUGGGUCUGCCCUACGAUCCAAUGCUGACCAUCACCCAUGUGGCUGAUGAUGAUGAUGUGGGCUCUGUAGGACGAUUGAGCAGGAUCUCGGAUAGACCGAGAGAAAGCCGCGUGCCGAGCGCAGCACCUAGUACCAUUUCUGAAGGUAUUCAGAGAUUAUCACCAGCUAUCCAACCACCCAGCAAAGCAGCGCUAACCCCUGUGGAACUGUCCAUGCACAAGAUAUCAUUUUCCGAGGUUCCACCAGAAAUCAUACCCGAUGUGACGAUCGCUGAAGAUGAAGUGGUGAAAACGGUUGAACCAGCUGAAGAAGAACAUGAAGUUCCCGAAGACAUUCCAGAACUUCCAGAUGACCAGACAGAUGGAGGGAGUGUCCCAGCAUCAGGUGCCUCCACAGCACCAGAUACAGCCACCACAACAGACGUGGAAGAUGAGGGAGAUGUUAUGGGAACUGAUGAAGAAUAGACAAGGACAGAUAUAAUAUGAAGAAUGAUGAAGAAGAAGGGUGCUUUUCCACCAAUUACGUGCGGAGAUGUGUA